This is a messenger RNA of Fonticula alba, 2013 nucleotides long. RefSeq lists its product as hypothetical. The transcript is spliced from 2 exons. The coding region runs from base 1 to 2013 and encodes 670 amino acids. The record is from RefSeq and is a predicted model, not a curated record. Lineage: Eukaryota; Rotosphaerida; Fonticulaceae.
AUGCUCCCCGCCACGCCCGGCUGGCGUCUCCUCUCGGCCCUCUUGCUCCUCCUGGCAAGCGGCGUCGUGGGCUUUGCCAGUGCCCAGGAGGACCUCACCCGCAUCACGAGUGCCAGAUGCAAUGCCCCCGGCGAGGCCCUGAACCACGAGUAUUGCUACCCGAGCCUGCGCCGGUGCCUCCGCGCCAAGUACGAAUCCGGCGACCUCAAGUGCCUCCAGUACAGUAGCGCCUAUCGCCUGGUCGAUGGCUAUGCCUUCCUGGAUAAGGAGCUCCCCGACUUGGCGGUGUCCAGCGCGAAGCUCCUGCAAAUUGGCCCGGCCCACUGCUGGAACGUGGUGCCCGGCAACCACAAGCAGUGUGCCGUCUGUCGGUUCCAAGCCGCCGGCGAGGGGUUCUGCCACCCGGAGCCCCUCGACCUGCCCGGCUGCCAGGUCCUUGCCCAUCCCCACAUCAAUGAAGAUUGCGCCCAGUGUGCCCCGGGGUACUGGCUGAAUGCCGACCGGCGCUGUGUCAGUGCCUGCCCCACGGCCGACCAUCUCCCCUGCGGCGACCACUGCAUCCCCCGGCGCCUGGUGCCCGAGGGCUUCGACUGCGCGGCCUGGCCCAUGUCCCGCCACGCGGCCCCCACCGACGAGGUGUUCGCCCGCCCGGAGUAUGGCCAUCUGCUGAAGUGCAGCCGCCCCGGCGUGUGCUUCCAGUGUCAUGACUCGUGCGACGAGUGCGCCGGCCCCGGAGCCAAGGAUUGCACCCGGUGCCCGGCCGGGCGCUUCCUCCUGGCACACAGCACCAAGGCCUUCGCCGCCCAGGGCCAGCCCGUCCACACGGGCGCCUGUGUCCGGGGCUACGGUGCCCACGGCGACCCCGAAGCCGAGCCCCAAUGCCCGGCCACCACGGUGGACAAUGGAGCCGGCACAUGCCUCGCCUGCCCGCGCAAUUGCCUCCACUGUGACCCGACCAAUCCGGCCCGGUGUCUUUCCUGCCUGCGGGGCUUUUUCGCCCAUCCCGACGGCUCCUGUGGUCACACCUGCCCCCCCCAGACGACCAAGGAUUCCCUGGCCGGCCGGUGUUCCCCCUGCCUGGAUCCCAAGUGCGAGCGGUGUGCCCACGAAGACCCGAGCAUCUGCCUCAGCUGCAAGACCCCCAACCAUGUGCUCCAUCAAAAUGCCUGCCGCACCACCUGCCCCGGGGCCACCUACAAUCGCUUCGGCAUUUGCUCCCCCUGCGAUGUGGACUGUGCCCUGUGCACCGACAAGUACACCUGCUACCGGUGCUACCCCUCCUUCAUCCUCGGAGCCGAUGAGUGCUACUCGCCCUGCGGCUCCGGCACCACGUGGGACUUCGACCCGCUGCCGGCCCAGCAACAGUGCCAGCCCUGCCACGAAAACUGCGCCCAAUGCCACCUGUACACCGACAACUGCACCGUCUGCCGGGACGGCAUGCUGCUGGUCCUGCCGCGCGAGAAGAAGCAGCGCCAGUACUGCGUGGCCCACUGCCCGGAGGGCUUCUACCAAGUCGGCAAGCAGUGCCUGCCCUGCCUGGACCCGGGCUGCGCCACCUGCACCAAUGCCACCAACUGCACCGCCUGCAAGUUCGCCCACGCCCUCUUCGGCGACAGCGAGUGCUUCACCACCUGCCCGGAGGGCUUCUACAAGUAUGCCAAGGCUUGCCUCCCCUGUGGCGGCGGCUGCGGCACCUGCUACAACGGCCUGGGCAUCGGCUGCAUGCAGUGCACCGCCAGCCCCAACCACAUCCCCCGGGUCAAGCAGCUGGACCCGGCCAGCUCCUUCGAUAUCACCCCGGCCGCCCGGUGCACGGCCGAUGCCCUCACCCAGCCCGGCUGGGGGCUCUUCUACCAGACCCAGAAGGACCGCUUUGCCGUGCCGUGCCCGGACCAUUGCCUCCACUGCUUUGUCAAACACCCCCACCACCCGGAGCAGCGUGCCCUCCAGUGUGUGGCCUGUGCCCCGGGGUACACUCUCUCGGCGGAUGGCCUGAUGUGCGAGGCUGACUGA